This is a messenger RNA of Bipolaris zeicola 26-R-13, 357 nucleotides long. RefSeq lists its product as uncharacterized. The record is from RefSeq and is a predicted model, not a curated record. Lineage: Eukaryota; Fungi; Ascomycota; Dothideomycetes; Pleosporales; Pleosporaceae. The coding region runs from base 1 to 357 and encodes 118 amino acids. The transcript has a single exon.
AUGGGAGGUGACGAGGACAAGAAUGGGCAGCUGCGUCAUGCCCAAAAAAAACAAACAAGCAAUGACUUAUGUACGUGGAUAGUAGUAUCUGUAUGUACUUACACUCAAGGACUUGUCUCCGGUCCGGAUGCGAUCUGCGGACAGGGCUGCCGACGGGAGUGGGAGGGUGGAACGCUGGGUAGGCUGGGGCUGAGUGGGCUGGCGGGCGUUGGGGGGAACGAUGGGAGAGACAGAGCCGAGUAUUUCCUCGAGACCAGCGGCUUUCAGCGGCAGUGGAACAAGCAACGGUCCCGCGAGCUGAUAACACAAAUGAUAACGACGGCCACCAGAGCAGGAGGGGGACGACGCGGUCAAUAA